Molecule: messenger RNA, 735 nt
Organism: Peronospora farinosa
Lineage: Eukaryota; Oomycota; Peronosporomycetes; Peronosporales; Peronosporaceae
Source: the annotation of a GenBank genome assembly
AUGGUGACCUUCGAGGGGGACAAUACAGUCAUGGCACAGCAAACAGCGAAUUACCUACUGCGCUGUGUGGAAAAGUUGCGACGGGGUGAGAAACUUGCGGGAUCUGUCCAGUACUUGGAGAGAGAGCAGGCCAGCAAUCAACGUCGUCAGUGGGAUGUGAAGAGUGCUGCUGACCUGAACAAUGCAGCGCUGCUUCGAGAUGCGGUGGACGUGUACACUGGUCGCCAAGUUUUUCAGGUCGCAGCUAAGCUAGCCGAGUCCGAGGGAAAGACCGAAUUGGAGCGCGCGAAUUCGUGCUUGGUGGACUUUGUGGAGAUUGCACGCGUCCAUGUCCUCUAUAACGGGGCUACAGCUUUCCUCGACCAAAUUGAAGCGCUUAAAGCGAAGUCGUUAGGAACGACUCUCGUGCCAGCACUAGAAGCUCUGUGUCAAUUGUAUAUUUGCCAGGAACUGGACCGUGGCGCCGCUUUUUUACUGAAGGAGAAAUUUAUGUCGACAUUCCAGAGCAAUCUCGUGCGCGUGCAACUCAUGAAAAACUGCGCUCGUGUGCGUGCUGACUGCGUUGCUCUGGUUGAUGCCUUCAUGCUCACGGACACGGUACUAAAUUCGUCAGUGGGCCGUGCUGAUGGCAGUAUUUACGAAGGAGCGCUCGCCGCAGUGCGCCAUCGCACGGGCCCGACUCCAUACUUUGCUACAUCUAUUAAGCCCAUGUUUGAGGGCAAGCCACUCGAGUGA